Molecule: messenger RNA, 1470 nt
Organism: Capronia epimyces CBS 606.96
Lineage: Eukaryota; Fungi; Ascomycota; Eurotiomycetes; Chaetothyriales; Herpotrichiellaceae
Exons: 1
Coding region: 1-1470 (489 amino acids)
Cellular component (GO): nucleus
Molecular function (GO): RNA polymerase binding; transcription coregulator activity
Source: RefSeq, a predicted model, not a curated record
AUGUUGAAAUCUACACAUCACCGCAAUAUCCCGUCCGCGGUGGAAUCGCCUCUUCCGCGAGGUUGGAGCGAACACAAAGCCCCAAGCGGCCACACGUACUACUACAAUGCUGAGACGAAACAAUCCACCUACACUCGUCCCACUGCUCCCUCCGAUGAGCCUUUGCAGAUUGACUAUGGCGCGACGGAACCCGAUCAUGUGCUUCGCGCAUCCAUGCAGGCCAUGGAAUCAUUCCACCAGAACAACGGCGCAACACCAGAGCCAGGUCGGUUUACUGGCGGGAAAAGCUACCAGGACCAUUCUCGCCGCCGAGGAAACCAGGGCGACCGUCCGAAGUCGAAGGCAACAAUCCCCAAUUGCACGCCGUGGGUGCUCGUCAUGACGAAGCUGGGAAGGAGGUUUGUGCACAAUACCGAGACGAAACAAAGUCUGUGGAAAUUUCCCCAGGACGUCAUGAUGGCGGUGAUCGAGAUGGACAGACUGGAGUGGGAGGCGAAGAAAUUUGCCGAAAGCCAGCCUCGCGAAAGUGAAAUCCCACAGGACGAAGCUAAAGUGCAGCCACAAGGCCGUGACAGCGCAGCUGCUUCCGCAACACCCGCAAGUCCUGCCGCACGGGAGCCCCCUGCUCCCGUCAGUAGGCAAGAAGACUAUGACAGUGACUCGUAUGAGGAGGUGGAGGUCACCGACGACGAGGCGCCAGAGGAUGAAGAGGGCCCCGGACUGCCGAAGCGGCCUCGCCUCUCUCAGGACGAGGGAACGCCUGCUCCACCAGCAGCCGGACCCGUCGAAUUCGACGAAGACGAUAUAGCUUGGCAGCUGGCCCAGAUGGAGGAAGACUACGGUGACGGUGCGCAAGAUUUAAACGACAAAGAAGAGGACGAGGAUGACGGCCUCCCGCUCACAGCGAGUGACAACAUUGCGCUUUUCCGCUCUCUGCUCGAUGAUUGCGGCAUCUCACCUUACUCGACGUUCGAGAAGCUGAUUGAGGACCUUUCCAUUGUCGAGGACACUCGCUGGGUAGCGCUACCGAACACCACGAGCCGCAAAGAAGCGUUUGUCGCAUGGUCGAAAGACCGUAUCGUGGAGUUGCAGGCGCGCAAGGAGUCCGAGAAAAAGACUCGCGACCCGAAAGUCGAAUACCUGCAUUUUCUGCAGCGCCAUGCCACGCCGAAGCUCUACUGGCCGGAGUUCAAGCGCAAAUUCAAAAAAGAACCGGAGUUGCGCGACGUGGCCAUGCAGGAGAAAGACAGAGAGAAGCUGUAUCGCGAGUUUGUCGCGAAACUGAAGACAGGCGAGGCAGAGAGACGUAAGGACCUGGUUGCGUUACUAAAAGGGGCGGACAAGGCAACGUUGCAGAGAGAUAUGGACUUGCGACACUUGCCGGACAAUGUAUUGCGGGAUCUGAGAUUUUAUACACUCGACGAAAGGAGGCGAGAUGAGCUGGUUAGGACGUUUCUAGAGACGCAGUGA